AAUAUCUCGUGCUUAUACCAGACCACCUAUUUCUUCCUUAGACUAAUCUUGUUACAAUGGCCAUGAAACCCGUGAAGUACUGUGUGGUGGAUGCCUUCACUGAAGCAGCAUUCAAAGGGAACCCAGCAGCAGUUUGCUUACUAGAAGAAGAGAAAGAUGACAAAUGGUUACAGUCUGUUGCUACUGAAUUCAAUAUGUCUCAAACUGGUUUUCUCACUCCACUAAUUACUUUAUCUAAGGCUAACCCCACAUUUGGCCUUCGUUGGUUCACUCCAGUUACAGAGGUAGAUCUAUGUGGACAUGCAACACUAGCAGCUGCACACUUUCUAUUUUCCUAUGGCAUAGUUAAAACUGAUACCAUUGAGUUCUCAACAAAGUCAGGAAUCUUAACUGCCAAAAGAGUAGCAGAAGCCAAAGCUUCAAAUUCUCAGGACGAUUGGCCAACAGGUUACUCAAUUGAAUUGGACUUUCCUGUUGUCCAAGUAGCCGAGAAGAAUUCUGCUGAUGUUGCUGCAAUUUCUGAAAGCUUGAAUGGUGCAUCUGUGGCUGAGAUCAAUGAGACAUCUCAGGGCUAUUAUGUUAUAUUGCUCCCGUCAGGAGAGGCAGUGGCGGAAUGCAAACCUCAGUUUGCUCAAAUAAUGAAUUGCCCUGGCGCUGGCAGAGGAAUAAUAAUAACUGGACCUGCUCCAACGGGUUCUGGCUUUGAUUUCUAUAGUCGCUACUUCUGGCCAAAGUUCGGAAUCAAUGAGGAUCCUGUUUGUGGAAGUGCUCAUUGUGCUUUGGCUCCUUAUUGGCGUAAAAAGCUUGGCAAAUGUGACUUUGUUGCUUUAUCGGCCUCAACUAGAGGUGGCGUUGUGAACGUGCAUCUAGACGAGGAGAAUCAGAGGGUAUUUCUGAAAGGGAAAGCUGUUGCUGUCAUGGAAGGUACUCUUCUCGUUUAAUGUACGAGUGGAAAUCCAUGAUUUUCAUUCAUCGCGCGGAUACUAUAUAUCAUAAAUUAAAUAAAGUGGUGCAAGUACGUGUAAUCUAUAUUGGUUUUUCCUAUG
Molecule: messenger RNA, 1046 nt
Organism: Nicotiana attenuata
Lineage: Eukaryota; Viridiplantae; Streptophyta; Magnoliopsida; Solanales; Solanaceae
Exons: 6
Coding region: 57-941 (294 amino acids)
Biological process (GO): biosynthetic process
Cellular component (GO): cytoplasm
Molecular function (GO): isomerase activity
Source: RefSeq, a predicted model, not a curated record